CGAAAUCUACUCAUUCUUAAAGAAAGUUAGAUGGCCUUCUAGCAUUCUCCGAGAAGGUGUCAAGGCUAAAGCUGCAUUCAAUAUCUUCCUUUAUAUCCUUGCAAGCCAUGCUCAUUUGGUACAGUGCAUCGUGCUGAAUGGCAUGGAUCGGAGAAUGGUUAGUUGGAAUGUUAGUUUUCUUUUGGAGCUGUCAGCUUUUGGAGCCAUUGCAGAGCCCUCUACCUAAUCGCUUGUUUACCUUUGGGGCAAUACCAAAUGUGAGGGCCAAAGGGAGAGCAUCAGUACGUGUUGCUGACAUUCUAAAUCAUUUGCAAACAGAGGAACCUAUUAACUCAAAUGAUAUGGUUGUGCCAGAGAUAAAUACACUCAUUCUUAUAUUUAGGGAGGUGGACGUGGUCACUCCCAUGUGUUCUCAGUUGAAAUAUGAAGGUGUUAGGGCCCGAGAAUCCUGUUACAAUAAUACCAGCAUACACAAAGCUAACAGCUAACACAGCACA
This is a messenger RNA of Cucumis melo (muskmelon), 497 nucleotides long. Its product is annotated as vacuolar protein-sorting-associated protein 33 homolog. The record is from RefSeq and is a predicted model, not a curated record. The coding region runs from base 138 to 488 and encodes 116 amino acids. The transcript has 6 exons. Lineage: Eukaryota; Viridiplantae; Streptophyta; Magnoliopsida; Cucurbitales; Cucurbitaceae. Gene Ontology annotation, biological process: vesicle-mediated transport.